AUGGCGAGCUAUCCUAUGGCAUAUGGCCACAUGUUCAGAUACCUGCAAGUGGCCAAGCACAUUGAGGCAUGCAAGGCGCAGGUCGUGUUCCUGUCCGAGUCCUGCAACGAGGCGACGUACAAGAAGCUCAUCCAGGGGCUCUGCGUGGAGAAGAAUGUGCCGGUCAUCGACGUCCCGGACAACAAAAGCCUCGGCGAAUGGGCGGGCCUUUGCAAGAUCGACAAGGAUGGCAUGCCCCGCAAGGUCGUCGGUGCAAGCUGCGUGGCCAUUGUGGACUUCGGUGAGGAGGGUGAGGCAUACAACUUCAUGAUGUACCUGGACGAAAUUGAGGAAGCAUCUCGGCAAGUGAGAGCGUCAACUCUUGCGGGAGAGGUCCACACGUCUGACUCCUUGUUCCGGAAGUGUUGCGAGCUGGUCACGGAGUUCCCGAGCCGGUACCUGGCCUACCGCCACUACCGAUUGCAGGGCUGGACGGUAUGCCCAGAUUCGCUCAAGUUUGGUGCAGACUUCCUGCUGUACGAUGGGCGGCCAGACGAGGUCCACGCAGACUAUGCUUUGAUCCUUGCCACCGAGUCCUUGCAGUGGAAGGACGUGGUGAUGGCGAGUCGUUUGGCGCAGCUGGUGGCCAAAGAGCUGCUACUGGUCGCAGCCAAUCCGUCUUCAAAGGCUGAGGCCUGA
Symbiodinium sp. CCMP2456 is the source of this 678-nucleotide messenger RNA. Lineage: Eukaryota; Dinophyceae; Suessiales; Symbiodiniaceae. The record is from the annotation of a GenBank genome assembly.